AUGGACGAAAUACUUGGUUUUGUCAAUGAAAAGGUCGUCAAGUUGUCCCACAACCUCGGGAUCUCCCCUGACGAGCUGGGCAUCGACGAAGCCACUUUUUCGUAUUCUUUAGUGGGUGGGUUCCUUAUCGUUCAUUUUCUCCUUUACUUCAUUGCUGCCAAUGCAUCAUCUUCCCGCGAUGCGAAAUUCCGCGCCCUCUCGGAAGAGAAAUCAAUGGAACUUCUAAAGCGCAUGAAAGCUAGAAUCGACGAGGCGAAUAAGCCACAGACGAAAAACGUUGCACUCGAGCAGAGUAAAAUUGAGUUGGAAAGGCUAAAAGAGCAAAAGAAAAAGCUCCUAGACCAGCACACUCAGGUCGAGCGCGCGUGUCAUGCAGUUCAAGCGAAAGAUCCUGAGUACAAAGCAAUAGUUCAAAAGGCAAAUGAUGAAUACACGCAAAUGUACCAACAAGUGGCGUACAAAGAACAAGAGCUCGCCCGAAUGCGGGAGGCUUAUCAACAGCAGCUCGCUUAUCAGGAUCGAACAGAGGAACUGGAGCAGCGAAAACUCGGUUUAGAAAAACUUCAACGAGACUUUGCCGAUGCAAAAAGGAAGCGCGACAAAACUGCCAAGCAAAACGACAAGCUUCGAAAGGAGGUCGAAAAAAUUACCACUGAUCGGGAAAAAAUGCAACAACAGAUAAAUGCUUACAAAGCUAGCCAGGAGCAAUUUAAAGCAGAAGAAGAUGCAUUCAAUUCCGCAAUUGCGUAUAUUCAAGAAAACACAAAUGUUCUUCAAGUGGCACUAGAAAAAUUGGCAGAGGGGGCAUCAGACAAAGAGAAAAAUCAAAUCGUUGAUGAGCUCUUUGAUGUCGAAAAAGCAGCGUUUGAGGUCGAAACUGCUCAGAAUGCUGUUAACAAAACUCAAGAAAGUCUGAAUGCUCAGGAAGCUGCUUUGAAAGAAAAAGAAAAUCAGUAA
Messenger RNA from Oikopleura dioica, 957 nucleotides. Lineage: Eukaryota; Metazoa; Chordata; Appendicularia; Copelata; Oikopleuridae. The record is from the annotation of a GenBank genome assembly.